UUAGAAAGAACACAGAAGGUAGAUUACACUACAGUAAAAAAAUGGCAGCAGGUAGAUUGAGCAACGUGGCGUCACGGAUCAUGGGAGGAAACGGCGUCGUAGGCCGUUCAAUCGGUUCGUCCCUUCGCCUUCGCUCCGGCAUGGGACUUCCCGUCGGCAGACACAUCGUCCCUGAUAAACCUCUUUCAGUAAAUGACGAAUUAACCUGGGACAACGGAACUAAUCUCCCUGAACCUUGUAUUGAUCGCAUUGCCGAUACGGUUGGGAAGUAUGAGGCAUUAGCUUGGUUGUGUGGAGGUUUAAGCUGUUUUGGUGCACUUGGAUUGUUGGCUGUCUGGAAUGAUAAAGCAUCUAAGAUACCUUUUGCGCCAAAAGUUUAUCCAUAUGACAACCUGCGAGUGGAGCUCGGAGGAGAACCUUAGGCUAAUCUUUGUGCCAGGAACGAUUUGUACCAUUACCGUUUUCACAUUUGUUACAUUUUUAGUUCAUGUGGCUGCGACUUGUCUUGGAAUCUCACAAAUAAUGGCUGUACCCGACUUUUGAUAUCUUGUAGCAAAUAUCUUGAUAAGCUUUUGAUCAGAUCUGUCUAUCAAAACCUUCUGCAUUGACAUUUUCUGGGACUUGCUUUUACCAGUGUGGGAAUAUAAAUUAUAGUUUUUGGUUAA
This is a messenger RNA of Mercurialis annua (annual mercury), 665 nucleotides long. Its product is annotated as NADH dehydrogenase [ubiquinone] 1 beta subcomplex subunit 8, mitochondrial. The record is from RefSeq and is a predicted model, not a curated record. NCBI's taxonomy places the organism in Eukaryota, Viridiplantae, Streptophyta, Magnoliopsida, Malpighiales, Euphorbiaceae. The transcript is spliced from 4 exons. The coding region runs from base 42 to 422 and encodes 126 amino acids.